Molecule: messenger RNA, 2489 nt
Organism: Melanaphis sacchari
Lineage: Eukaryota; Metazoa; Arthropoda; Insecta; Hemiptera; Aphididae
Product: E3 ubiquitin-protein ligase AMFR-like
Exons: 8
Coding region: 343-2082 (579 amino acids)
Biological process (GO): endoplasmic reticulum unfolded protein response; protein K48-linked ubiquitination; ubiquitin-dependent protein catabolic process
Cellular component (GO): endoplasmic reticulum; cytosol; ubiquitin ligase complex
Molecular function (GO): ubiquitin binding; ubiquitin protein ligase activity
Source: RefSeq, a predicted model, not a curated record
UGUGUUUUAUCAGCCAGUUUUAUGUUCCCAUCCUGCGUGUACGUUUUCAAUGUUGUCGUUCUUGCGUGUUAUGACUUUUUUGUGCUUAAAUUUAUCUAUUAGUUGUUUUUAAACAUAAUUUUUUACAGUAUUUACAUAUGUUAAUACGUGUAUGAUAUAAUUCUAGAGUUUAGUGAAAUUAUUAAAAUAUCUGCUAUGGUUAUUAAACAAUAAUUUUUAUUUUAUAUUUUAUUAUUAUAUUAUAUUCAAGACCUUAAUUAGAUACCAAAUUCUGUUAAUAAGUGUGUUUACCAAAAAAAAUAAUUCGACAUAUUUUACAAGAUAAGACAAGCCAAAAAGAGUAUGUCAUUUAUGAUGGUUGACCGAUUGCCUGUUCCUAAACUAUCUACAUAUAUUUCGGCUACGGUAUUAUCCAUAUCUGCAGCUACCUAUUAUUCAGUUAAAUACAGUUUUGAUGCAUCACAUGAAUCAAAUUCUAAUGUCAAGAUUAAUGAAGAUCCAACAAAAACUGAUCCAAUGGAUGUAUAUUAUGAACAAAUGCUUAAUGUGUUAGCAUUUAUGUUGCAAGAUCCUUUAUGUUUUUUGGUUCUUUGUAACGGUGCAAUUUGUAGCAUAGUGAUGAUAGGCGCUGUUAUACAGUCACUUGUUCUUGGUAGCUUAAGACCAGUAGAACAUGUACAAUUUCGCGAACGUCUAUGGAACUGGGUUAUUUACAAGUUCAUUUUUAUGUUUAUAAUCCUUAAAGCUUAUACAUUGGAUAAAGUAGCUCUUUGGCUAUUUUGGUAUUCUACCUUAGGAUUUCUUCAUUUAAUGACCAGUUUGUGUAAAGAUCGAUUUGAAUAUAUGUGGAUUUCUAUGGGUACUGGAACUAGAGUGAACUGGAAAUAUAUUCAUAUGUCUGUACUUUUAUCUAUUGGAUUUAUAUUUUCUUUGUUGCUGUUAAAUUUUGCAUACCUUGUUGGCCUUACUUUAUCAAAACAUAUAUUUGCUUUUAUGGUCAUUGAGUGUUUGAUGUUGGCUGGAAGUAUUGUCCAUAUAUUUCUUCGUCAUUAUAUCCAACUUUUUCAUCGUAAUUCUAUAAAUCAUACAACUAGUCCUGGUAAAUUUAUUUAUUACUCCGAGUUAAGUUUGGAUCUUGGUAUACGUGUGAUGGAGAUCCUUCAUUAUUCUCAUGCUAUUAUAUGGACCAGUUCAUAUCUAACAAUGGCUGGUUUUGUAAUAUUUAUGCAUAUGAGACAACUGAUCAGUGAUAUUCAAAAACGACUACAAAAACAUAAAAAUUUUCUUUGGGUUCAUUCUCAUCUAGAAAAAAAUUAUCCUAUGGCAACUGAUGAAGAAUUAGAUACAAAUUCCGAUAACUGUGCUAUUUGCUGGGAAAAAAUGGAUUCAGCAAGAAAAUUGCCUUGUGGUCAUCUGUUUCAUAAUGGAUGUUUACAAUCAUGGAUGGAACAAGAACCAUCAUGUCCAACAUGCAGAUUGUCAUUAACCUUAGGUCAUAAUCAAAAUAUGCCAAUAAAUUCAACAAGUAAUGGUGGUCAACAGACAAUGGGUACUCAUAAUCACAUUCCUUAUCAUUUUUUCCACUUUGAUGGAUCUAGAUAUUUAUCAUGGUUACCAAGUUUUUCUGUUGAAGUAACACAUACUAUAAGACCUACAAGUCAAAUACACACUUCACAAAUAGAUACAAUGGCUCGACAGGUUUUACAAUUGUUUCCACACUUCACUAUGCAUUCAAUUAUUGAAGAUUUAUCAACUACUCGUUCUGUUGAUUUAACUAUUGAUAACAUAUUAGAAGGCAGACUGGUAGCACCUCAACAAUUUAUUGAAGAAGAACCUGUUAUUGUCGAAACUAUACCAAUUGUUAAUACUGUUGAACAAAUUAUCAAUACACCUGCUCCUGCUAGUUUUAACACAAUUACUAGUGAACCCACCAUAGAUGGACUUAUGAGUAUGGGUAGCCAGUUUUCUAAGUCACCCGAUGAAAGAGAAAAUAUGUUGAGAGCUCGAAAACAAGCAAUGAUAAUGAAAGCUAGGCAAAGGUACAUGAGCAAAGAUGGAGAUGGUUCAUCAAAAACUGACUAAUAAUAGCAUUGUAAAGACACACGCUUGCACAUAUACACUCACACAAAAGAAAGCUAAGACUGUGAUUAGAAACCCAUUAUUUGAUUUUAAUUUAAGGAUUUAAUAUAAUUUUUUGUAUAAAAUAAUAUACACAAGAUUCAGGAUCUUAGUGUCCAAAAUUUCAAACUAUAUAAAUGUCCAAGAUAAUUAUUUAUCCAAGUAAUUAAAAUGUCCUCAUAAGUAUAUUUAAAAUACAGAUAUAAAUAUGAUACCUAUUAGAAGAAAAUCAGUAUCUAGACAAGUGAGCAUUUUGACGGCUAUAAGUUCUAUAUGCUUGAAAAAAGAUAGAUCAUCAUUAAAUGUUUGAUAAAAAUUUUCUUUACGCUAUUAAAAAAAUGAUACUUUCAUGCAAACUUAUUUUCUUUAAA